Molecule: messenger RNA, 859 nt
Organism: Aedes albopictus (Asian tiger mosquito)
Lineage: Eukaryota; Metazoa; Arthropoda; Insecta; Diptera; Culicidae
Exons: 2
Coding region: 161-766 (201 amino acids)
Source: RefSeq, a predicted model, not a curated record
AUUUAUUAGGUUAACAUGAAACCGGUCGUGUGUGAGUUUUGUCUACUGUCAUCUCUAUACACUAUUGUGUCACUGCUUUAUUUCUAGUACAGUUUAUGCAUAUCAAUACCCAAUAGAGAGCAGUGUUUUCUUUUGGCAAAUCACAUUACCCUGCCUUGUGAUGACCCCGACUCGUGGCAAAAAGCGGUUAGCCGCCCUUAAUUACGGGCAACGGCGGCGUCGUUUGCGCCACUUGGCCAGCUACGCCUCAUCAGUGGACAGCCCAAAGACGCUGCUGUCCGUCCAACAACCGACAAUCGUACGUCCCCCACCACUGCAACAAUGGCGGCGUGAUCCAGGGCACGAUAGCAACAACAAUGUACCGAUCAUCAAUCCCAGCGGUAAAUCGUAUCUAGUGGGAGCAAUCGUCUACAAGACCCUGGAAGAUGAUCUACGUCUGCACGUGUUCGACCAGUACAUAGUGAAGGUACGUCGCGAGGAGCUGACAGGCAGUACAAUCGAAACCAUUGCUUCUGAAUUCGCCUCGGCAGCGACAGGCAAGUUAACUUGCGUGACGAGCGUGUAUUUGGCUCAGCGGCAGGUCCCAGUCAACUGUACCGGUGAACGUCAGCUGGAGCUGGAGCGGAAGGCAUACUGGAGAGUGAAUUCGAACUAUCGUACUAAUGUGAACUUUCAAAGAAGAUACAUCGAAGCCGUUCGGUAUGAGUACGGCCCUACAGUGGGCGGUUCUUACUCGUAUAAGUCAACGGCUUGCUUGAACGUAUAGGUAGCCGCGGGAAUAGAUCAUUCGUAUGAGAUAGCUUUCUUGGAAAAAUGCUUGGUUUGUUUAUGCUCUAUUUUUUUCUUAUAAUAGCACGGU